UUGUUUGCUGCAGUUUCACCUCUGCAUCCGCUGAGCACGUGCCACGCUCUGUCACCAGCGUCAUGCGCGGAGUCUUUUCUGGUUUAUGGGGAGGUUCACCUACAUAAGCCCAUCUUGUCAGAAAAUGGUUCUCCUGGAACUGGUUCUCUACCGCCAACGUUCCCAAAUUCGCCGUUGCCGAGAAUGGCACCACAGUCACCGCAACCGCAGGUUGACGAAAGACCGAUUUCUCCAACACCUGGAACUUCACAGCCGAUGAUGUUAGAGGAGCAACUCGACGAAGACGUACUGGUUUUGCUUGGUGAUGCACAUAAGACCGAUACCGUAAUGGGUCCAGCAAUCCAUCAGGAUAUAGCUAAUCGGUGGCAAGACAUACUUGCUAAAGGGUUGGCAAAAGACGUGAAAGAAAGUCUUUUGAAGACUUAUCUUAUACCCUCCAAUUGUGAGCUCCUGAUUGCAUCAGCUCUAAGCUCGGGGGUUAAAGCAGCCCUGACAGAGACCUCUAUAAAACGAGACUCGUCACUUUUGUUCAAAUAA
Messenger RNA from Parnassius apollo (apollo), 537 nucleotides. The record is from the annotation of a GenBank genome assembly. Lineage: Eukaryota; Metazoa; Arthropoda; Insecta; Lepidoptera; Papilionidae.